Messenger RNA from Babjeviella inositovora NRRL Y-12698, 858 nucleotides. RefSeq lists its product as uncharacterized. Gene Ontology annotation, cellular component: cytoplasm; proteasome regulatory particle, lid subcomplex; nuclear proteasome complex. The record is from RefSeq and is a predicted model, not a curated record. Bases 1 to 858 code for a protein of 285 amino acids. The transcript has a single exon. Lineage: Eukaryota; Fungi; Ascomycota; Pichiomycetes; Serinales.
AUGGACCAAAAACUACUGUUUAUUGAAGGGGCCAUUACCCAGGAAUUCAGUCUGGCAUUGCAAAAGUCGCUCCUUGAGAGCUUCAACAGCAUAUCCGCCUCUCUACAAACCCAAGACUUUACCAACGCUGAGCUCCACCUCUCCAGGUUGACAACGUUGGCGAACAGCCAAGGCGACACGGAGGGCACCAGGGAUGUGCGGUUCAAGAUCGGGGAGCUCUCAUCUGCUGUUCUAGCGCGCAAUGGCAAGUUUCUUGAUGCCGGUACCAAGUUAUAUCAUCAGCUCAAGCAGUUCACGUCCAGCAUCAGCGACAACAGCUACUUGGUUCCAGUGUAUGAGUCAUUGAUAGAGUACCUCAUCCUUGCACCCUCCACCAUCCAGAAGCACAAGGUCAUCCAUGCGCUUGUAACCGCAACCCCAGAAGUGUCACAUGUCUCUCCCGCUUUACAAGCGUUGUUGCACAAGGAGUACCUCUUUCAGUUCGUGGAAGCGGAGGAUUUGCAGAUCAAGUUACCGGAAUAUUUCACCACCCCUUUGAGAGCGGCUAUCAUGGAGCACAAUAUCCUCUCGAUGUCUUUGUUGUAUAGCAACGUCACCUUUGUGCGACUCGAGGAACGCUUUGGAGGGCUCCUGAUCUUGUUUGACACAGCGUUGGACGAAAAUUCCUUUAUAGACGUUGUCAGCAGGAUGGUAUUGGAGAAGCGGUUGAAGGCGCGGAUUGACCAGCAGAAGGGUGUCGUGCACUUCGAUAAGGCAGCUUCGGGAGGUGUUAGCAGAUGGAACCUGGACAUGCGUGACUGGCUUUUGAAGCUUGAUCGGGUGUGCAAUUUGGUAGGGGAGAGCACUGAAGAAGUGUGA